Messenger RNA from Penicillium bovifimosum, 387 nucleotides. RefSeq lists its product as uncharacterized. The transcript has 3 exons. The coding region runs from base 1 to 387 and encodes 128 amino acids. The record is from RefSeq and is a predicted model, not a curated record. Lineage: Eukaryota; Fungi; Ascomycota; Eurotiomycetes; Eurotiales; Aspergillaceae.
AUGGAAAAUCUGGCCAGGGUCAUCAUCGGUGUUGCUCUUGAAGUGGCACAAAUCUUGCAGAGGCGCAAACUCGCAAGCCUUGCGAGCUGCGCAUGCGCGAGCUCCAACGCCAGCAGAUUCAACACCACGACCCCGGCCACAGCCAUCGUGAAUCCCGCCGAGGGUAUCCUGAACCCGGCUGAGGACAUAGAGCUUCCCCAUCUCUCGGCGAGCUUUACCCUUGGAAAUCAAGCUGGCCACAUCUGGGACCUGCGUCCCGAGAUCGAGGCACUCCAGGGCCAGGUGGCCCAGCUGCAGGCCCAGGGGCGACAGACUGGCGCCGUGCCCAACUCCGAUCGGCAGCCCCGCGCCCCUGAGAACCCAUACGAAACGGGAGAAUGGCGGUAG